UCUGAAAGCUCUGGUAGAAGGAUACAAGCAGUGGUCAUCCAGUGCACCGAACCUUGGGAAGAUCCAGAGAACUGCGCCUGCUUUUCCAGGAUUCACCAGCUUAGCAGAGAUGGAUGACGAGGACAGCGAAUGUCUGAAUGGGGAGGGCAAAGUGCACCCUUCCCCUGGGCACAAUCAGUCAUACCUCUGCAUCCCAUUUCAGAAGAACGAAGACUGGGAUGGCCCUUCUAGUGAUGCCAAUGAGGAGUCCACCCCUGUGAACUCUGCUACCAGUACCCCACAGCUGACACCCACCAACAGCCUCAAGCGUAGUGGCUCUCACCAUAAGCGAUGUGAGGUUGCGUUGCUUGGCUGUGGAGCAGUUCUGGCUGCUGCAGGCCUGGGUUUUGAUCUUUUAGAAGCAGGGAAGUGUCAGCUGCUAAUUGAGGAGGAGCCAGAGGCACCCAAGGAAGAGAAGAAGAAGCGGGACAGCAUUUUCCAGCGAGCUGGACGCCCACGCAGGAGCACUAGUCCACCUUCCCGAAAGAUCUUCAAGAAAGACGAUCCCAUGUUGCUGCUAGGCGAGCCAUCCACAUCCCUCACCCUUCUUUCCCUGUCUUCCAUUUCCGAAUGUAAUUCUACCCGAUCCCUGCUGCGCUCGGACAGCGAUGAGAUUGUGGUGUAUGAGAUGCCCAUCAGCCCGGUGACAGUCAAGGCUCCCUUGCCAGCCAUUACCAACCCACUAGUCAAUGUCCAGAUCGAGAGGUUCAAGCAAGACCCCAACCAGUCCCUAACUCCCACACACGUGACAGUUUCUUCUCACACCCAGCCAAGUGGGCACAGACGCACGCCUUCUGAUGGGGCCAUCAAAGGGAGCGGACUAGUUGUCAAUGGGUGCCCAACCAGUGGAUGCCCUUCCAGUAGCUGUUUAACUGGAGCACUAGGAGCAGGCGUAUUAAAAACACCUAGUCCAAGUAGAGAUCCCAAUGAGGUCCCUCGCCUGCCAGACCCCAACCUUGUUUUUCCUCCAACCCCGAGACGGUGGAAUGCACAGCAGCAGGACCCCACACUGGAAAGACCCAAGACACUGGAGUUCCUGCCUCGGCCACGUCCUGCAGCCAGUCGGCAGCGGCUUGAUCCCUGGUGGUUUGUGUCACCCAGCAACGCCAAGGGUGAAUCUUCUGCCAACAGUUCAAGUACUGAUACUCCGAGCAAUCUGGACUCAUGUUUUGCCAGUAGCAGCAGCACUGUAGAAGAGAGACCUGCGCUGCCUGCACUCCUUCCUUUCCAGGUGGGUCUUCCUGUAGAGGAGCGGACACUGUUGGACAUAGAUGCUGAGGGGCAGAGCCAGGACAGCACCGUUCCGCUAUGCAGAAGUGAACUUAACACACACAAAGCUGCAGCAUAUGAACUCAAGCAAGAAUUCUGGUCUUAG
This is a messenger RNA of Apaloderma vittatum (bar-tailed trogon), 1414 nucleotides long. RefSeq names its product mitogen-activated protein kinase kinase kinase 9 (gene MAP3K9). The record is from RefSeq and is a predicted model, not a curated record. The annotation marks the transcript as partial. The transcript is spliced from 3 exons. NCBI's taxonomy places the organism in Eukaryota, Metazoa, Chordata, Aves, Trogoniformes, Trogonidae.